Scophthalmus maximus (turbot) is the source of this 4039-nucleotide messenger RNA. RefSeq names its product RFNG O-fucosylpeptide 3-beta-N-acetylglucosaminyltransferase (gene rfng). The record is from RefSeq and is a predicted model, not a curated record. NCBI's taxonomy places the organism in Eukaryota, Metazoa, Chordata, Actinopteri, Pleuronectiformes, Scophthalmidae. Gene Ontology annotation, biological process: regulation of Notch signaling pathway. Bases 844 to 2070 code for a protein of 408 amino acids. The transcript is spliced from 9 exons. Gene Ontology annotation, molecular function: O-fucosylpeptide 3-beta-N-acetylglucosaminyltransferase activity. Gene Ontology annotation, cellular component: membrane.
AAAACGUCCAACAGCGCUGUUCUGUCGAAAGCUGCGUCGACAGGACGACGCUCCGCUCGUCCGCAGGCUGCACGACUUUUAUCACGAUUCACCGGAGAACGCCACGGUCCCCGAGAAAAGAAUCGAAUGACUCAUCGCACGGGAGACGAUUGCUACUCUGAGAAUCGCUCUGUAUGAACCCACCAUGUGAAUGAGCACACAGAUCUGCUGGUUCAAAAAGAAAAUCAUCAUUCUAACUGAAGCAGUGUAUUUGCCUGAUGGUCAAAUUUACCAGAGUAGGCUUAAAGUUUUGACUUUGACACUUUGACUUUAAACCCCAAAAGGCAGUUGUUGCAAGUACCUGCAUGGAGACUGGACUGAUUUUUUGGAGCUAUGCUAGAUUCUUUGUUUCAGUUUGAGAGAUAUGUUUACCUGUACGUUGUUUUUGUUGUUGUGCAACUUUCCACCUUUCAAUAUUAUGCCCCAUCCUUUAUGUACUGACAAAUGGUCAUUAUGCCCCAUCAUUUAUGUACUGACAAAUGGUCAUUAUGCCCCAUCAUUUAUGUACUGACAAAUGGUCAUUAUGCCACAUCCUUUAUGUACUGACAAAUGGUCAUUAUGCCACAUCACUUAUGUACCGACAAACGGUCAUUAUGCCACAUCCUUUAUGUACUGGCAAAUGGUCGUGAUGAUUUUUGUUGUGCACACAUCCUUUGUCAUGUAGCGAUCCGCAGGUGCAGACGGUGCACACGUGUGCGGGCUCCAUCCCCCCGGAGGCUGCACUUGAUGACAAACUAGGAUUCCAUGUGAUGGUGUGAGGAUGGGACAGGGUGGUGUUGGGAGUGACUACAGCCCCGGAGGCUGAUGAACCUGCUCCAUUGGCUGGUCAGGAUGCACAUAGCGUCAGUGGGUGUCAGCAAGUUCUGCUUCCUUUUUUCCCUCGCGUUCUGUGGCCUCUUGCUUCUCUUAAUCCCGGCCUUGCAGCCGCCAGCUCGCCAGGUGGACCUGCCUCAGCCGCGACCCCAAAUCAAACCCACACAGGCGGCUCAGUCGCACCACACCAGGGUACCUGCAGUUUCUUUCCAUGCUGGGGAAACUGGCUUGGCCACAAGGCUAAAUGGGAGCUCAGUGGGCCUGGGCGGAUCCGUUGAGACUGAAGUUACCAGGACUGAUAAGAGAGGGGUGGACACCCAAAAAAGCCAAGAAAGAGGGGCUCUCCCUGGAAGAAAGGCCGGUGGACUCUUAGGAUCUACAUCCCAUGAUCCAUUAGAUUUGAAAGACAUUUUUAUUGCUGUUAAGACCACCAGGAAGUACCACAAGUCCAGACUGGAGUUGUUGAUUCAGACCUGGGUUUCCCGAGCUAAAGAACAGACCUUCAUGUUCACGGAUGGUGAGGAAAAUGAGCUGCGGACGAGAACAGGAGCCAACAUCAUCAACACUAACUGCUCAGCAGCUCACACCCGCCAGGCCCUGUGCUGCAAGAUGUCUGUGGAGUACGACAAAUUCAUCGAGUCUCAAAAAAAGUGGUUCUGCCAUGUGGAUGAUGAUAACUAUGUAAUUCUGCCCAGCCUGCUGCGAGUGCUUUCCUCCUACCACCAUAGCCAGGAUGUGUACCUGGGCCGGCCCAGUCUGGAUCACCCCAUAGAGGCUGCAGAGAAAGUCAGGAGUGACGGAUCAGUGUCGGUUAAGUUCUGGUUCGCCACAGGUGGAGCAGGUUUCUGUAUCAGCAGAGGUCUGGCACUGAAAAUGAGCCCCUGGGCCAGUUUGGGGAAUUUCAUCAGCACAGCAGAGAAGAUCCGACUCCCGGACGACUGCACCAUCGGCUACAUCAUCGAGGCACUGCUGGAGGUCUCCCUAACACACACACAUCUCUUCCAUUCUCACCUGGAGAACCUGCAGAAGCUGCCAACUGACUCUGUACUUGAGCAGGUGACUCUGAGCUACGGAGGCUUUGAGAACAGAAGAAAUGUGGUCAGCAUUGUUGGAGGACUUUCACUGGCUGAAGACCCCACAAGGUUUAAGACAAUCCACUGCCUUCUGUACCCAGACACAGACUGGUGUCCAAAGCCCAAACCUCGGCACAAUAUCUGAAAGCCACUGUUUUCAUCCUGCAGCACUGAACUGCUGCACCUUUGCCUCACUCUGCGACGUUUGGGAUCGGUCACAUGUACGUGGUAAUACUUCUCGUGUCAUUAAGUGGACGCCUUCAUCCAAAGUAGCCUCACCUCAUGCGUCAUGAAUGCACAGUGCUGCUGUGAAGAGCUUUUGAAUUUGUAGAACUUUGCAGGUCAAACCAAAGAAGGUAUUUUCCGCCUUACGGAGUAUGAAAGUGGGUGAAGCCAUUAGUGUCUGGAGCUACAUUUGUAAAUAAGCUUUUGAGAGUUCACUAUAGACACUAACCCCAGUGUUCCCCAAAAAAGAACCUCAACAGGCUCCUUGAUAAUUUAGCCAAUUCAUAACUUCAUGUCAUGUCCACUGUAGAAAUGUUUCUAUUUAAAGCACAAGUAACCAUGAUUCUUCCUUAGUUUGGUAUGUGACAUUAAAUACUGCACUUACUGUGAGUGGUCAUUGCUAUAUAGAAGAUUCCAUCCUGAGGUGUGAAACAAUGCUAUUUUUCAAGUUGUAUUAUUCAGAGUGUGUGUUUAAUCAUGGGAGAUUAUCCCGUUCAUGUAAACAAGGUGUAAUGAAGUUUAAGAGAACAUCCAGAACACAGACAGCACUGCAAACUGGUGAAAUUGAAGCAGCUGGAUUUUAUACACAUGUUCUACAAAGCUCCGGGUCCAUUCCACCGUCAGUGGUGUAUUAACAGAAUUCGAAGUUAGUUAUUGAGAAAAAAAUGAAUAGGCUUAUUAAUACUUUAACACGGGGCUGUUCGUGCACAGUACCUGGGACAUUUUGCUACUCAGCAAGUUCAGUUAACCCAACGUGGAGGGACGCAAGUCAUUUUGUGAGGCUCAGUGACAUUUGCAUGAAGUAGACAAGACAAAACCUCGCUCUCUUGCUAAAUAACACGUACACUAGUUAUCAUCCGUGGCAAAUUACUCACUGGGUCACUGUGAUGCAAUACUUUCAUACUUGGCAAAGGCCACAGUAUGUGAAGGAAGCCACAGUGUUCUCAUUACCUACUCACUAACAAGUCAGAUUAACGUGACGGGACAGCUCAAAGUCAACGUACAUCAGGAUAGUUUAUUUUCAUGAAAACAGGUUGCAGUAUUUUAAAUGGACCUGAGCAGCAUGAAUUGAAAUGUAAAUUUAUUUUCCUCCAAAUAGGAACUCCAGUUGAAUAUGAUCAGAAAUAAGAUUAUGUUUGCGUAUUGUACUGGUUUGUUUCAUUCGGUUGUGACUGUCCUGCUCUUCAUUUUCUCAGCAUUCUUUGGUUAGCCUAUUUUUAACAGGCCCAUGUUCAUGGUUUUGCACUAUUUUGAUCUUCCUUGAUACAUGUUACAGUGUUGGUGUAUAUUUGAGUAAAUGUGGGUUAUUUGCUAUUUUAUACUUAUUUGUUUCAUAAGUUGAAGUUGUAGCUCUUUGUACACUUGUUACUAGGCGUUAUGGUGCAGUCAGACCAAAACAAAUCUGUUUGGCAAACGGUCCUGUGGCGUGUGACUUUGUAAGUUACAGGCUCUCAGUCCCAUGCGAGCGUGCAGACCCUUAGUUUUGUUUCGAGCCAAAUCUACAUUCAAACCUUGUCUUGCCCAACCCCUCAAAGUCACAAAAACUCAUUAUAUAAUGGGGAAAGAAUACUUCAGCAACCAUUAUCUCUAGUCCACUGUUCCUUCUUUGGAUUACAGAUUUGCCAAAUUAACUUUGAUUAGCUGGUUCUUUGGCUUCACCCGCUCACGUUACACUAACCAGUGUCAGUAUUUGUACCAGUGUAAAAGUAUUUGUUUUAAACAGAUGUCCCUCUUUUUUCCCCACAAGGCAAAGAUUCAAAAUGCCUAGCUUGUGUCUCACUGCAGGUCAGAGAGCGAGCCUGAAGGGGAGAAGUGUUUUUCUUUUCUUAAACUGUUAAUGGCUGGUGUAUUAUGAUGUUUUUAAGAAUAAAAGCUUUCUGCAUUCUCAA